Messenger RNA from Auanema sp. JU1783, 4362 nucleotides. The record is from the annotation of a GenBank genome assembly. Lineage: Eukaryota; Metazoa; Nematoda; Chromadorea; Rhabditida; Rhabditidae.
AUGUGGCGCAGGCUAUUGGCUUGCGCCUCUCUACUAUGUUUAUCAUAUUGUUUAAUUGUAACAAAAGCUUCUGAUAAUGUAUCAUUACACUCAACAGUACAUUUACCCGAAUUACCUAAAAGUUAUGAAGAGAAGCUUCAUCAAGAGGAAGCAGAUAAGUUAUGUAAUGAGAAUCCUCCAAAGAGUCGAUUACCUAGUAAGAAGGAACUCGACAAACUUCUCAGUCAGUCAGAAAGCGACGAUCAUAAGUUUCCUGAACAUAUAAGAAAGAAACGUCAGCUAUCUCGACAAUCGUAUCAGACGUAUUUGGAUAAUCUCGGAAGAGCCGAUUAUGAUGUGCGUAUUGAAGAAGGUUGGGUGAACAUUAUGUAUCCUUUUGGAGAAUGGGCUCGCGAUGAUCAGCUUAUGGGUCAAGCUGGUCGUGAAACUCAAGCAAACCUUGGAUUCGAUUGCCCCUUCUUUGGUUAUCGGUUCAAUUAUACAUUUGUAUAUCCAAUGGGAAUGGUUUCAUUUGGACAGCCACCAUAUACAGCACCUCCAUGGACAUUCCCCAAUCCUGCUUGGCCAAAGCAAAGGGAUCACAGUUUCAUUGCUCCUUACUAUGCUGAUGCCAUGUUCCAAUGGAUUGGAAAUACUAAGAUCAGUAAUGUGUUCUACCGAAGUGUUCAUCGUCCUCGUCUUGAUGACGAUGAAGUUUACGGAGCUUCCUCAAACACAAACUAUGGAGCGCCCAAUUAUCAGAACGGGCAAUCACCAUAUGUACAAACAGGAGUUUCUCAGAAUCUCAAUCCUUUGACAAACACUAACCAGUUCUAUACCCAACAACAACAACAACAGAACAUGUUCCAAACAAACACUGGAUUCCGUAAGAAGAGACAAAUGCCAACAAGAGUUUCUCAACCCGGAAUGGUCAUAGAUCCUCUUCUUUUGGAUAACAUCACUCGAGAUGUCCAGGAAGGAUAUACUGGGGCUAAUGGUUGGAGAGCUGAACAUGCUUUCAUUGUAACAUGGUACAGGAUGGCUUAUGGAGGAGCGCCAAGAGCCUUGGAUGUCUCACAGUUCGAGCACGUUAAGGAUUGGCAGAACACUUUCCAAAUGGUCAUUGCCAGUGACGAAAUCAGAACUUUUGCUAUUUUCAACUACGCUCGUUUGAAUUGGACUACUAGUAAUGAAGCUGGAGGUUUGAAUGGGUUCGGAGGAAAGCAAGCUGCUGUUGUGGGCUUCAAUGGUGGUAACGGUACCGGAUGGUAUCAACUUCCUUACUCAGGACAUGGUCGUUCAUGGAAAUUAGGAUACUUCUCAAACGUACUCACACCUGGACGGUGGGUUCAUCGUGUUGAUGAGCUGAUUAUUCCUGCUGGAUGUACGAACGCUUCAAACGGUGGAAUGCUAACAGCCCCUCCCUGGGGUCCUAUGAUGGGCGGUGUUGCCAUUAAUGUCUCUGGCCCUUGUCUUAGAGAGAAGGAUAACAUAAAGGUUAACUUUGAAAAUUGGCAAGUGGAUUGUAAGAGAAUCAGUAGAGUGAGAGCUAGAUGUGUGAUGCCCAUGUUCCACAAAACGGGUUUAGUACAAGUACGUAUGAGUCGUGAUGGAGGAAACAGUUUCCCAUUCUUUGGAAAGUUCUACAUAGUUGUUCCUGAUAGAUUCCCACCCACUGUUGCUUUGAAAAAUGAUGUGGACGAUGUUAACAAUCGAUGGUAUCUACCGUAUGCUGAUGAGUUGACAAUGGGCUGGCAAGCACUUAACUUGACAUGGAACACUGGAGCAAGGAUAGAUAUCAACCUUAUAGGGUAUUGGGAAGAUGCUGAUAGAUCUCAUUAUGUAAAAGUUGACUCAAUAGCUAAAGGAAUUUCUAACAGUGGAACUUACACGUUCAAGCCUCCCCAACUGCAAAGACAGAACAUGUUGAAGAAUGCUUGGAAGAAAUUCCACUUCGGAUUUGUUCAAGUCGCUCUGACUGAUCAAGAUGAAGGAGUAUUAUGGAGUCGUCCAACUCCAUUCCCUUGGUAUUACCUACCCGAUUGGAGACGUCAUUAUGGUAACAACUGGGCCAUUGAUAUGUGCAUCGAAUGGUUCGAGUACGAUGGAAAAAGAAGAAACUUCCAAAUGGAUUUGACGAAAGAUCUUCCAUGUCCCUGCAAGCUCUCUCAGGCUAUGCUUGACUUGGGUCGUUUCAUGCCAAUCAUGGACUGUGACAAAGAUGGAGAUACCUCUUGUCCUUUCAAUAAGGGAGCUCAACAUUGUAUUCAAUCACAACAGACAAGUGCUAUUGGAGCUGCUCAACAGUGCUGUUAUGAUUAUGAUGGUUACCUCAUGUUCACUGAUGAUUGGGAACCUGAUGGUGAUUACACAAGAUUCUUCCAACCUGGAACUCCAGCAAGAGCUCACAAAGUUGGAGCACCUCCAUACAAGCAGCCACCUUUCAUUCCUACAAUGUCUAACUAUCAAUUGGAUCUUCUGCCUUAUAGAACAUGUUGCGAUUAUGCUCAGCAUUGCGAAUUCUAUUACUGGCGUCGACAAACUAACGGAUGUCAACAGUAUAAGGCACCGGCUGCAGGCUAUAUCUACGGAGAACCUCAUGUUGUUACAUUCGAUGGUAUCAAGUAUACUUUCCCAGGAAAAGGAUACUUCGUACUCGUGAUGAGCGAUGAUCCACGUCACAAGCUUAUGAUCCAAGUUCGUUUGGAGCAGCCUGAUGACACUUUAUGGCAUUCCCAUGUGAACGCAACUGUGAUCACUGGUGUUGCUAUCAAGGAAGGCGACGGCUCUCUCGUCCAGAUCUUUGCCAGAAAGUCAAUGAGAAGAUGGAGAUACCGUACUGACGUCUACGUUGAUGGUGCUCGCAGAUUCUUCGAUGUACCACAUUGGAAACAUCAAGUGUUCAGAAAUGUUGAUCUUCGUAAUCCACUCCAAAACAUGAAUCAAUCUGAAAUCAUUGUUAUGCUGAAAUCUGGAUUAGGAGUACGAGUUCAGGAAUCGUUUGGAAUGCUUGAUGUGAUGGUGACUCUUCCUCCUACCUAUAACACAACUUGUCGACCUGGACAAUCUAUGAAUUCUGCUUUGAACACUCAAGCUGAUGACCCAACUCGCCGUUGCUACACAACCUUGGGUCUGAUGGGAACGUACAACAACGAUCCAAACGAUGACUUAACAACUCCUAGUGGACAGGUGAUUCGCGUUCAAGGUGAUACUCAUACAGCCAGUACAACACAAAUGAUUUAUGACCAAUUUGGUACCACAUGGAGAGUUGAUGGUAAAAAUGAUAAGAUCGGACCUGUUCUUUUCUCUGAUAGCUUCAAGCCUAUUUACAAUCCCUUGUUGUUCGCUUCCUCGGAUUACACACCUGUCUUCUGGCCUACUGACUAUCUCGACCUAAAUGCUUCCAGAAUUUUCACAAUGGAUCAGGUUGUGAGUACAUGCCAAGGUACUCCACAGUGUGAGUACGAUUACAUUCUUACCGGACGGCGAGAAGUUGGUAUCACCACUCUCAGAAAUCAGAAGAACUUCUAUAAUUUGCAAAAGGCAGGAACGAAACAACUUAUAUCUUGUGGUCCACUAGUGAAACUGGAAGGAGUCAUUAAGACUCCCAUAUCUGCUAACUACCUUGAUGGAGAUACUGUUACAUUCUCAUGUAAGCCUAAGUACUACAUUCACGGAGAUAUCGAAAGAACUUGUCGAAAUGGAACUUGGUCAAGAGGAUGGUGGGCCUGGUGCCGAGAUCGUAACCUUGAAUAUGCUUUGAAAUGGAUGACAGCUCUUCUUUCCAUCUUCGGUAUUGUUAUGUUGUUCGUUAUGAUCUUCUGCUGCUUGUGGAGCGUUCGUAAGAAGAAACAAGCUGAUUACUUACAGCGCUUGGAAGAGAAACAACCAUUGGAUGACUUCUCCGAUAGUCCAUUACCGCCUAAGCUUGAGCCCUUACCUCCAACAACUCAAUUAAAUUAUUAUAACGGAGGACCACAACAGGCUGAAAACGACUUAAGAAAUAAUGUAUAUAAUCAGGAGCCGCCUCGUGGUGGUUCAGGAUUCAACGCAGGAUCACAACAGGGAGGGAAUGACUUGAGGAAUAAUGCAUAUAAUCAGGAACCUCCUCGUGGUGCAUCAGGGUUCAACGGAGGACCACAACAGGGCGGGAAUGACUUAAGGGGCAAUGUAUAUAAUCAGGAACCUCCUCGAGGUGGUUCAGGAUUUGGCUCAAAUCGUGCUACAGGCUUUAAUGAACCAUUUGAAGUUCGAGGAAGUACUGGAGGUUUUAGUAAUGCACCAACAGUACGAACAAAUUGGGUGGAAGGACCUACAUACACAACAACACGAACAGAAACCAUUCCAGGAAGGACAACGUUCUUCGAACAAUCGUCCAUAUAA